AUGACGACUAUGUCCACAGCUACGACUCCCACGAUGAGUCCGAACCAUUUGAUCACGUCUCCCAAUAUCACACUUAAUAGUUCCAAUAGCAAUAAUAUAUCAUAUUCGUCAUGUUUAGCCACCAAUACCAUUUCACACGCUGGCUCUUCCAAUAUCGGUGGCCAUUCACAAAAUCUGUCUGGCUCCCAGUCGCAGAGCCAACAACCCUCUUCAAGCCUGGCAUCUUCUGGACGUACACCAUCUGAUCGUUCAGACCGUAAACUUGCCGUUCCCAAAAGUUUGACAUCACAUUCAUCUCCUUCUUCAUCGUCUUGUUCAUCAUCCUCAUAUUCAUCUUCUUCUACUAAGAGUAGUCCCUUGACUCAACACAUUGAUCCAUUUCUUGCCCAGUACCUCAAGUCACCUACCAUUAAUUCUACUUUCACCAACCACCGCCUUUUUUUCCAGGCGCUCAAUAGAGAACGGAAAAUCAAGCUGAUGGACAUCUACCUGAAGUACUUGACGUUCAAACACACUAAGAACCCAUACAAGAACGCCCAGACAUACCAACAGUACAUCCAGAGAAAUGACCCACCCAAAAUCAGGAUCAAGUCGUCGCCCUUGAUAUCUCAAAAAUAUCAAAAUUAUCAUCACCAUCACCAUGAGCAUAACCAGAAAACCCAGACUUUGAAGAAGUUACCUUCCCCUAUGAUUACUCUUGAGAAAACGUUGCUGCCUUCUCCCAAGAGAAAAUUUCCAGAACCAGUGCCUCAAGUCCAAGUAGUCAAGAAAUUCCUUCCCCCACAGUUCAUGGACUGUCCUACGGACGACUUAAUAAACUUGAUUUCGCGAAUGUUGCUGUCCCUCAUAUCGUUGAAUGAUAAGUCUGUGCCCGAGUCGAUAUCUCACCCAAAGCCAUCUUCAGCAGCUUCGACGAACAGCUUAUUGACAAGAUACCAUUCGCGUACACCUCCUAGCAUUUCUACCCAUACAUACUUGACAAGAUUGAGUCAGUAUAACAACUUCAACCCAGCAACGUUGCUCACAACCAUCUAUUACAUCGACUUGUUGAGUCACCAAUACCAGCCAUUUUUCACGUUGAACUCGUGGACGGUACAUCGUUUUCUUCUUGUAGCUACUAUGUUGUCGCAAAAGUCCAUGGAAGACUUCUUCUACACAAAUGACCACUAUGCCAAAGUUGGAGGUGUGGCUGUAGGCGAAUUAAAUUGUUUAGAGUUAGAUUUCUUGAACCGCGUGGACUGGAGGUGUAUUCCAGGAAAACAGCAUUUGCAGGGUCAAGGUCAAGAAAAAGAACACCAAUACUGCAGUAUCAGAUACGCGAAGGACGUCUUAGAUCUCUACUACAUCCAGUUGAUCGAAUUGAUGGGUAGACACACCGUAAACAGCGAUCCGUUAUCGAAGCAUAUUCAUUACUUGCCUCAGAGUAAAAACGAAAAUUCCUCUAAAAAUGCCGACGGUAUUGAAAUUGAACAGGAGGAAGAACAGAACGAAGAAGAUAUGGACGAGGAAGAAGAUGAUGAAGAAGAUGAUGACGACGACGACGACGAUGACGAUGACGAUGACGAUGAUGAGGACGAAGUCAAUUCAAGCAGCCAGGCUGUAGAAGAUGAAGACGAAGAAGAAGAGGAAAGCAGAAACGGACUCAGGAAGAGUCCACUAUUUGAUUCAGACGGCUAUAGUGUCGACGGAACUUCGUCACCACACUUGAAGAGGAAGUAUUCCAACGAAUAG
Scheffersomyces stipitis CBS 6054 is the source of this 1731-nucleotide messenger RNA. RefSeq lists its product as uncharacterized. The coding region runs from base 1 to 1731 and encodes 576 amino acids. Lineage: Eukaryota; Fungi; Ascomycota; Pichiomycetes; Serinales; Debaryomycetaceae. The record is from RefSeq and is a predicted model, not a curated record. The transcript has a single exon. Gene Ontology annotation, biological process: regulation of cyclin-dependent protein serine/threonine kinase activity. Gene Ontology annotation, cellular component: cyclin-dependent protein kinase holoenzyme complex; nucleus. Gene Ontology annotation, molecular function: cyclin-dependent protein serine/threonine kinase regulator activity; protein kinase binding.